CCGGGCCAGAAGAAGAAGAAGCGGGACGGAAGUUACAUCUAUGUGGUGUUCGUGACGGUUCUUGUUGGUUCCGUUGCUGUGGUCGUCUGAGCGGCUCCAGGCUAAACCGGGAGGACUCGUGUUACCGUGAAUGUUGACGGUGUGUGUGUCUGUGGACGGAGCGUAGUGACGGAAGCAACUUUGCUGAGCAACAUGGAAGCGACAGGAGCACCAGGAGACAACCUGAGUCAGCAGUGCAGCAACUGCGACGCCACCUCGGCCGCAUGUUGGUGUCUCGACUGUAAUGAAGCUCUGUGCGGCGUCUGCGUGUCGGCGCAUCGCAGAGUCACGGUGACCAGAUCACACAGGCUCCUCCAUCACCCGCCAGAAGGAAACAUCUUGUCUUCUCCCACCAAGUUCUGCAGACUCCACCCAUCUGAGCCACUCAAACUCAUCUGCUUCACCUGUAAGCAGCUCACCUGCAGAGACUGUCAGCUGACGACUCACAUGAACCACAGGUACCGCUUUGUCAGUGAGGCGGUGGUCAGCCUGAAGAAGCAGCUGGACGUGUACGUUCAUUCCAUGAAGAGGCAGGAGGACACGGUGAGGCGGAGUCUGCAGGACAUGGAGACCAGGCUGCAGAGCAUCGAGCAAACCGAGUCUCGUCUGAGGACCGAGCUGCAGGCGGGAUUCGUCGCUUUUGCUAAACUUCUGAAAGCGAAAAUGAUGUCGCUCCUUAAAGACAUACAGAAGGUGUAUGAGCUGGAAUGUGAGCAGAUCCAGGGGAGGAUGGUGAAGCUGAAGCAGCUGCAGCAGAGCCAAAAAUCCAUGAAGGAAACGCUCGAAAAGGCCAGAAAUCUGACCGACCUGCCGUCCCUGCUCUCACACACCGCACAGAUUAAAACCCAGAUGAAGGACCUUCUAGAUCAGGACUCAGACCCCCCUCUGAAAAUGCCUGAAGUGAAGCUCAUUACCAAGUUGGGUUACGAGGAAAUCCUCUCUGAGCUUUGUAACCUUCAUGUUUCAUGGAUCCCCUUCGCUGUGCCACCAACCUUGGAUAAAAACACAGCAACUCCGGCCCCUCCUGCUGCCCCUCCUCCCACCUCCACCUGCAACCCCAUCUCCAGCACUGUGAUGGACAGCGCCUCUGCUUCUCAUUCGCUUAAUUUGUCCUUUACAUCCUCAUCUGGCCCCAAACCUAGAAGAGACUCCACUUCUUCCGACUCCCCCUCCACCCGCCUGGUACCCCCCGGCCCCCAAACUGAGACGGCCGGUUCCAAUGCUACACCUGUUCCUAAUGACUGUGCUGCUACACCCUCUUCAUCCUCACAGUCAAGUUCAUCUUCGGCCUUUUGCAAAUUUUCGCCCAACCUAACCCUUUAUAAUCUCCUCACUCACCAUCAGGUUGGCACACAGGAUUCGGUAAAUCCUCGAUCUCCGCCCUCGAGUUCCCCAUCGGGUCAGUUGAGUCAUGCUCUCCCUCCAACCACCACCUCUCUUGCAACCUCCAACAUGCCCCUCCCCCCGCACUGUAAUGCCCCAGGCGCUCCAGCUAGCCGUGCCUCUCCUUUGUGCACGCUCUUAUCCAGCUCCUCCACUUCCAUUACUCCUCCUGCUCACACCUCCACCUUUCCAAUGCCCACUGACCCCACCCCUCAAACUGGCAAAGCUAUGAACUGUAACCCACCAGUUACCAUCAGUGUUCUCCCUCCACCAUCAACGUCUGUGUCUGCUCAGUCGAGCGUUCCUUCAUCCUCCACAACCACCAUGUUUCCCUCCUCCUCCAUCACUCCUUCCAUCUCCACCCGUCCCAGUCUGUCAGCACUCGUGUCCAGUCAGCUGACUAUUUCUCCAUCCUCCACACCCUCCGUGUUUCCCCACUCCUCCUCCUCUUAUACUCCUUCCACCUCCACCAGUCCAGUGUUCACCAGCUCCAUCACUCAAACUGGCACCUCCCCCAACACACCUGUUACCAUCAGUAUCCUCCCUUUACCAUCAACACAUUUAACCAAUCAGUUGUCUGCGUUUCCCUCCUCCCCCUUAUCCACCACUCUUUCCACCUCCACCUGUCCAGCAGCAACAACCGGGUCUGUUUUGCAGACUCUCGACACCCGUGUCACUAACCUGGUUGUUCCAGAUAGUUCCACAUGCCGCCCUUCGGCGUGGCUCCAGCCCUACGAUCAGUCUAAUCUUCAUCUUUCCUCCUCCGCCUGUCCCUCGUCUAUUUCUCCUCCAACCGUCUCUUCCACCUGCCCACCUGCUCAGAUUUCUAACUCGCUGAGCGCCUCUCCGAAUCAGUUCAAACCUCUCGUUACACAUUCGAGUAUGGUGUUGGCUUGUUCUCCAGCCACCUCCACAUUAAACUCCGCCCGUCCCGUGUCCUCCUGGUGCCUCCUCCCCCAAACACCAAACUCCAGUAAUCCUAACCUGCUUGUUCCAGUCAACUCUGAUGCCACCACCACCUCCUCGACAACCAUGAACUCCUCCUCCACCAGCCCACCCACCUCCACCUUUGCUGUUCUGACCAGUAACGCUGCCUCGCCUGUUCCCGUCAGCAUUCCUUCAUCUCUUUGGAAUUCCUUGACCACGUCGUCCUCUAUAGCUUUCAUAUACUCCUCCUCUGCCACUCUGCUCAGCACCACCUGUUCCACAGCGACGUGCAGCUCGCUGCUCCACACGUCUCACUCGCUUUUUCCAGUCAGCAGUCUCAGUACGUCACAGAUCUUCACUACCUCUGUCACUCCAACCUUCUCGUCCUUCAUCAGUUCUCCUGCCAGCAGCUGUUCAUCUCCCAGCUAUUUGUUCCUCCCCCAAACUGAUGCCUCCCGUCCCUCAGUUGUUCUCAGCAUGCUGCCUGCCGGCUCCACGUUCCCCUGCCGGCGGGUCAGUUUCUAUCCGCCCUUAAACCCGUCCAACCAUCGCAAGUUCUGAAUCAAACCGCCGGUCCUCACCGGAAC
Molecule: messenger RNA, 2936 nt
Organism: Oreochromis niloticus (Nile tilapia)
Lineage: Eukaryota; Metazoa; Chordata; Actinopteri; Cichliformes; Cichlidae
Product: mucin-5AC-like
Exons: 9
Coding region: 193-2910 (905 amino acids)
Biological process (GO): positive regulation of type I interferon-mediated signaling pathway; innate immune response
Cellular component (GO): nucleoplasm
Molecular function (GO): ubiquitin protein ligase activity; zinc ion binding
Source: RefSeq, a predicted model, not a curated record